This is a messenger RNA of Arvicola amphibius (Eurasian water vole), 1332 nucleotides long. RefSeq names its product protein kinase C and casein kinase substrate in neurons 1 (gene Pacsin1). Gene Ontology annotation, biological process: cytoskeleton organization; actin filament organization; neuron development. The record is from RefSeq and is a predicted model, not a curated record. Gene Ontology annotation, molecular function: phospholipid binding; protein binding. Gene Ontology annotation, cellular component: cytoplasm; plasma membrane; endosome. Bases 1 to 1332 code for a protein of 443 amino acids. The transcript is spliced from 9 exons. Lineage: Eukaryota; Metazoa; Chordata; Mammalia; Rodentia; Cricetidae.
AUGUCUGGCUCCUACGAUGAAGCCUCGGACGAGGUCACAGACAGCUUCUGGGAGGUGGGGAACUACAAGCGGACGGUGAAACGCAUUGACGAUGGCCACCGCCUGUGCAACGACCUCAUGAGCUGCGUGCAGGAGCGCGCCAAGAUCGAGAAAGCCUAUGCGCAGCAGCUCACCGACUGGGCCAAGCGCUGGCGCCAGCUCAUCGAGAAAGGUCCGCAGUACGGCAGCCUGGAGCGGGCCUGGGGCGCCAUGAUGACAGAGGCAGAUAAGGUGAGCGAGCUGCACCAGGAGGUGAAGAACAGCCUGCUCAACGAGGACCUGGAGAAGGUCAAGAACUGGCAGAAGGAUGCCUAUCACAAGCAGAUCAUGGGUGGCUUCAAGGAGACCAAGGAAGCAGAGGACGGCUUCCGCAAGGCCCAGAAGCCCUGGGCCAAGAAGAUGAAGGAGCUGGAGGCGGCCAAGAAGGCCUAUCACCUGGCUUGUAAAGAGGAGAAGCUGGCUAUGACUCGGGAGAUGAACAGUAAGACGGAGCAGUCGGUCACCCCCGAGCAGCAGAAGAAACUUCUGGACAAAGUGGACAAGUGCAGGCAGGACGUGCAGAAGACUCAGGAGAAGUAUGAGAAGGUGCUGGAGGAUGUGGGCAAAACCACGCCCCAGUACAUGGAGGGCAUGGAGCAGGUGUUCGAGCAGUGCCAGCAGUUUGAGGAGAAGCGCCUGGUCUUCCUCAAGGAAGUCCUGCUGGAUAUCAAACGGCACCUCAAUCUAGCAGAGAACAGCAGCUACACCCACGUCUACCGAGAACUGGAGCAGGCCAUCAGGGGAGCCGAUGCCCAGGAGGACCUCAGGUGGUUCCGCAGCACCAGUGGCCCUGGAAUGCCCAUGAACUGGCCUCAGUUCGAGGUGAGAGAGUGGAACCCAGACCUCCCCCACACCACUGCCAAGAAGGAGAAACCGCCUAAGAAGGCAGAGGGGGCCACACUGAGCAAUGCCACAGGGGCUGUAGAGUCCACAUCCCAGGCUGGGGACCGCGGCAGUGUUAGCAGCUAUGACCGAGGCCAACCGUACGCCGCCGAGUGGUCAGACGAUGAGAGCGGGAACCCCUUCGGGGGCAAUGAGGCCAAUGGCGGCGCCAACCCCUUCGAUGAUGACGCCAAGGGGGUACGUGUGCGGGCGCUCUACGACUACGACGGCCAGGAACAGGACGAACUCAGCUUCAAGGCCGGAGACGAGCUCACCAAGCUGGGAGAAGAAGACGAGCAGGGCUGGUGCCGCGGGCGGCUUGACAGCGGGCAGCUGGGCCUCUAUCCUGCCAACUACGUUGAGGCCAUCUAG